Messenger RNA from Sciurus carolinensis (gray squirrel), 1721 nucleotides. RefSeq names its product parkin coregulated like (gene Pacrgl). Lineage: Eukaryota; Metazoa; Chordata; Mammalia; Rodentia; Sciuridae. The transcript is spliced from 11 exons. Bases 279 to 1025 code for a protein of 248 amino acids. The record is from RefSeq and is a predicted model, not a curated record.
GACCCCAGCCGCGCGAAUCCUUAUUUCCCCAAAUUCCUGCGGCAGGACGCCGAGCUGUUGCUGUUGGCAAGUGAGCGCUGGGCGGGCGCCCCACUUGGGACGGCGCUGUGUAGAUCGCGGCGGGCGAGAAGCGCGUACUGCUUUACAAUACCCCCCACAAGUUUACGACACCUUCCAAGAGAUUUGUUGCAGGAGCUUCUCAAAAACAGAAGCCAGGCACAAUAAUAAACAUAUUUCAAAAUGAAGUUUCAUUUAACUGCAGGAAUAAAUAAGAAGCAAUGCAGAAAUCAGAAUGCCCUGGAGGUUUACAGUUGAGAAACAGGGUAACAGGAAACUAUGAUCAAAGGACAUCCUCAAGUAGACCAGUAAAACAGAGGACUACAGUUCAGCGAAGCAAAUCCUCCUCAUCAGUAAGCUCUCCAGAAUCUGCAAAAAAACUUCAUCCUCGACCAAGUGAUAAACUUAACCCUAAAACAAUUAAUCCUUUUGGUGAACAGUCAAGGGCUCCUUCUGCAUUUGCAGCUAUUUACUCUAAAGGAGGUAUUCCUUGCAGAUUGAUACAUGGUUCAGUAAAACACAGGUUACAGUGGGAAUGUCCUCCUGAAAAUCUUCCAUUUGAUCCUCUUCUUAUUACUUUAGCUGAGGGUCUGAGAGAGACUAAACAUCCGUAUACCUUUGUGUCAAAGGAGGGUUUUAGAGAAUUACUUUUGGUCAAAGGUGCUCCUGAAAAAGCUAUUCCUUUGCUACCUAGACUGAUUCCCGUGCUAAAGGCAGCUCUGGUCCAUUCGAAUGAUGAAGUGUUUGAAAGAGGAUUGUGUGCUCUGGUCCAGUUAAGUGUCAUAGUUGGUCCUUCCCUAAAUGAUCAUCUGAAACAUCUGCUUACCAGUCUUUCCAAGAGACUAAUGGACAAGAAAUUCAAAGAGCCAAUCACAAGUGCAUUACAGAAGCUGGAGCAGCACGGUGGAAGUGGAAGUCUUUCAAUCAUUAAAUCCAAAAUUCCAACGUAUUGCUCUAUAUGCUGUUGAAUAAGGGAACCAACAGAAGUCAUCCUCCUGCCGACCAUGGAACCCUGGAACCUUAUUCAGUUUGGUUUAUUCUGUAAAUCACAACCACCAGUCAUUGUUUACUAGGUUAAGAUAAUUAUACGUACCUGCUGAAUCAUAGUGAAGGUUACUCAUCAACUAAAAGGAAUGGCUAAUAAUGGAAAGUUAUUAAAGGAACUUUUGUAAUAGUGUAAUUUUGUGGUUUUUUAUCAUUUGUGUGAAGAACCAUUCAGUUUACAAGAUCAGGUGUGUUUGUAUUUAUUUUCUAGUGCCUUUUUAUUUGUAACAUGCUUUUGCAGUCAUUUGUAGCUGUGCAUUUAUAUUUAUAGAUUUUUUUGCCAUUUCUUAGUUUUAUAUAUAUCAAGGCUAUAGAAAUUUAAAAUAUUGGAUUAAUACUUGUGAAUUCACUAUUUUCAUUGUAAAUAUGUAUUUUAUGUAGGAUGCUUGGAAAAUUACUUGCCAGAGUAUUCUAGUUUAAGAAAUUUUUUUAAGUGUAUAAAUUACAUUACGGGUUUGUUGUGUUUUACAACUUGUUAAAACUACCUAAACUUUAGGUGUUCAUUGUAUUUAAGUAAAUGUUAUUUUUGCAUUUCAUGACCUGAAAAUAUUGAUGUUUAUAAACAGAUACUCAGAAAUUAAAAUCCUAAAACUUAUAUUUAUUCAGUGACUUUGUUGUGC